AAUAAAAAACGAAUAAAAUACCUAAUGGAAUGAACCUGUUAUUUACAUAUAUGAUAUUUUCAGAAAUUCAAGAUACAACAUUGUUUCAUUGCACAGGUGUACAACAAAAUUAUCUUUGUGCUCACUAAAGACAGCUCAUAAAUGUAGUAACAUAUAAGGACAAUUCAAAACAGGACUGAGAGCCCUUGAGCCGGAUUCCCUGUGGUCUGUAUUUUUUAAAUAACAUCCCAGAUAACAAGCUUACAUUGAAACAACAUUGACUUUCCAUCUGAAUCAUCAGUUUGGUUGAUAUUGUAAUAUUGAUGCUAACUAGUUGUUGAAUCAACAUUGAUAAACUGAUAAUGAAACCAUGUCUGUGUAGCUGAAAAAUUUGUAACUGUAACUUUCAAGGACUAGAAAAAAAACGCCGUUUUAUGCGGCGCUCUGAACGACUACAUGAAGACGACGAGCAAUACGGCGUUCUGAAGGGAUUUCCGCCGCUUUUUUUCGGCCUCAAAUAUUCUAACGUGUUCAAAUGUGGGCGAUUAGUGACCCGAACAGCUUGCCAUACCUUCGGGGUUGUGAGGCUGGGUCGGCAGAGAGGAGCAGGAAGUGGGAGCUGAGUGGGAGGAGGGACGGAGGGAGCUAGCCGCUGAGUAGCAACGGCUAGUGACGGAGUGAUGAGUGACUGGAACGGGAAGAAGAAGAGAAGUGGAGAAGCUGGGGCCUCGAGGAGUUGACCUGGAAACGGACUUGAAUAACUGGUCAGGAGCUCCUGGCACCAGGGAUCGAUGAGCGAGCUUGUGAAUGACCCAGUGGCUGCUGAAAGUCACCUGGACGCUUUGGGUUGAGAUGCCCUGAGAUGUUUUGGGUGUACGAGCACCUGCGGAGGGCGGACUUGACUUUCCUCUUUCUUUUAUUAUUAGAUUCUGACUCUUCCGCAGAGCAGGUGUUAAAAUAAUGGCGCUGGUUAAAGAAGAAGCUCAUGAAGAACAGAGUGCUGGUGAGGACCAGCAGGAACCAGAACACCUUCGCAUAAAGGAGGAACAGGACGACCUCUGGACCAGCCUGGAGAGAGAGCAGCUACAUUUAAAGGAGACUGAUGCUGCCAGAUUUCUAUUCACUGCUGGUUCUAUAAAGAGUGAGGAUGAUGAAGAAAAACCUCUCGUCUCACAGCUUCAUCAGCAGCAAACAGAAGACCGAGAUGUUCCAGCGAGCAGCUCAGCUGACCAUGUGACAGCAGAAAUGACAAGUCAUUUAGCAACAAGGUCUUCAGGCUGUUGUGUUAGUAAGGAAUGUGUUAUAGUGAAGCAACAUGCAGACUCCUGUAGGGAAGUCCAGAAAAAGACUAAAACAUUUAGUUGUGAUCACUGUGGAAAAGAAUUUAUAGGAAAAUCAAGUUUAAACAGUCACAUGAGAAUCCACACAGGACAGAAGCCUUUUGCCUGUGAGCUCUGUGGAAAAAGUUUUUGUCAAAAGACAAGUUUAAACAGUCACAUGACUGUUCACACAGGACAGAAGCCUUUUGCCUGUGAGCUCUGUGGACAAAGAUUUAACCUACGAACACAUUUAAACAGACACAUAAGAAUCCACACAGGACAGACGCCUUUUGCCUGUGAGCUCUGUGGAAAAAGAUUUAGACAUGAGACAAGUUUAAACUAUCACCUGAGUGUCCACACUGGACAUAAGCCUUUUGCCUGUGGGCUGUGUGGACAAAAAUUUAGUCAUAAGACACAUGUAAAAGAUCACAUGAGAAUCCACACAGGACAGAAGCCUUUUGCCUGUGAUCUCUGUGGACAAAGAUUUAACCGAAAAACAACUUUAAACAUUCACAUGAGAAUCCACUCUGGACAGAAACCUUUUGCCUGUGAACUCUGUGGACAAAGAUUUAAACGAAAGACGAAUUUAAAUUCUCACAUGAGAAUCCACACAGGACAGAAGCCUUUUGCCUGUGAGCUCUGUGGAAAAAGAUUUAGUCAUACGACAAGUUUAAAAGGUCACAUACGUGUCCACACUGGACAAAAGCCUUUUGCCUGUGGGCUGUGUGGACAAAAAUUUAGUCAUAAGACACAUAUGAAAGAUCACAUGAGAGUCCACACAGGACAGAAGCCGUUUGCCUGUGAGCUCUGUGGACAAAGAUUUACCCGACAAUCAACUUUAAACAUACACAUAAGAAUCCACACAGGACAGAAGCCUUUUGCCUGUGAGCUCUGUGGACAAAGAUUUAGACAUGAGACAAGUUUAAAAGAUCACAUGUGUGUCCACACUGGACAGAAGCCUUUUGCCUGUGGGCUGUGUGGAAAAAGAUUUAGACAUGAGACACGUUUAAAAAGUCACUUGAGUGUCCACACUGGACCUUUUGCCUGUGAUCUCUGUGGAAAAAGAUUUAGACAUGAGACACGUUUAAAAAGUCACAUGAGUGUCCACACUGGACAGAUGCCUUUUGCCUGUGAUCUCUGUGGAAAAAGAUUUAGACAUGAGACACGUUUAAAAAGUCACAUGAGUGUCCACACUGGACAUAAGCCUUUUGUCUGUGAGCUGUGUGGACGAAGAUUUAGUCAUAAGAAUAAUUUAAACAUUCACAUGACAAUCCACACAGGACUGAAACCUUUUGCCUGUGAGCUCUGUGGACAAAGAUUUAACCAAAAGACAACUUUAAACAGUCACAUGAGAAUCCACACAGGACAGAAUCCUUAUGCCUGUGAGCUGUGUGGUCAAAGAUUUCGUUAUAAGGCAAGUUUAAACAGUCAUAUGAGUGUCCACACAGGACAGAAGCCCUUUGCCUGUGAGCUGUGUGGAAAAGGAUUUAACCGAAAGACAGAUUUAAACAGACACACGAGAGUCCACACAGGACAGAAGCCUUUUAUAUGUGAGCUCUGUGGACAAGGAUUUAGUCAAAAGAUAAGUUUAAAUAAUCACACGAGUGUCCACCCUGGACAGAAGCCUUUUGGUUGUGUAACAUGACCUAAUGGUUACUUUUAAUAAAUGAUCAAUAAGAUGUGAUAUUUCCAUAUAUAUGUAUAUAUGAAAUAUCAAUAUUGAUCUUUAGAAAUUUCAUCUAAAAUGAAACCAGGUCAUUUUGGUAGUUCAGGGAAAAUCACACCUUCGUAAUAUUUUGAGAUAGAGCGAGAAAUAGUUCCUAAAAACAAAUUUAAUACUACAUUUCUACUACUGUGUGGGCGACGGUGGCACAGGAGUAAAGUGCUCGCUCCGUAAUCAAAUGGUUGCAGGUUCGAGCCCCUGCUCAGUUUGUCGCUGUCGUUGGGUCCUUGGGCAAGACACUUAACUCACCUUGCCUGCUGGUGGUGGUCGGAGGGACCGGUGGCGCCAGUGCUCGGCAGCCUCGCCUCUGUCAGUGCGCCCCAGGGCAGCUGUGGCUACACCGUAGCUCAUCCCCGCCAGCGUGUGAAUGUGUGUGUGAAUGGGUGAAUGACUGAUUGUGUUGUAAAGCGCCUUGGGGGGUUUCCAGGACUCCAGAAGGUGCUAUAUCAAAUACAGGCCAUUUACCAUUUAUUAAUGAUGACACGGAACAAAUGAUGAUAAAUUAUGGUUGAAACAAGAUAACUGGGACAAUGAAUGAAAUGAUGGAAUGUGUACUUAGAUGUUAUGUAGCAAAACCAAGUGUCUUAGAAAAUUGUUAUGUCUGGGUUGUAAAAUAAGUCUGAAUGUAUGGUAUAACAAUCUCUAUUAAAAACACCAUCCCACGCCA
Nothobranchius furzeri (turquoise killifish) is the source of this 3688-nucleotide messenger RNA. NCBI's taxonomy places the organism in Eukaryota, Metazoa, Chordata, Actinopteri, Cyprinodontiformes, Nothobranchiidae. The record is from RefSeq and is a predicted model, not a curated record.